AAGCAGUGGAUCCGAUGAUGAAACGGUGAUGGUGAAAGGGUGCGCCUCUCCCCGCCCGCGGCGGACGCAGGGGGCGUAGAAACAAGCUCCUCCUCCUCCUCCUCCUCCUUACCCAUUUGCCCCUGUUGUAUUUCCCAUCCUCAGCACAUCAUGAGCCUGGACAGCAUGUUGACCAUGUUGAACACGUGGCUGUGGCAGGAGAAGUACUGGCUUCCUCCUGGCAUCCGCUGGCAGGACACUGAGAUGGACAAUGAGGAAGGUCGCUUUCCUUUGCCCAGGGAUCUCCUCAUCGCUUUGCCACUGGCCUUUGCCUUUAUAAUCCUAAGAUACGUAUUUGACAGGAUCAUAGCCAUUCCAUUAAGCAAAUGUUUAGGGGUGAAGGAUCAGAUUCGGAUUCAAGCUCCACCUAUCCCAAAACUGGAUGCCUUCUACAAACACAUCAGCCGGGAGCCAUCACAAAGUCAAGUUGUGAGCCUGGGAAGGCAGUGUGGACUCUCUCAAAGAAAGAUUCAAACCUGGUUCAGACACAGAAGAAACCAAGACCGACCCAGCAACACCAAGAAGUUCUGUGAGGCAUCUUGGCGGUUUGUGUUUUACCUUGUUGCCUUCACCGCAGGACUCUGCUCGCUGAUUGAUACUCCCUGGUUCUGGGAUCAAAGUGAGUGUUGGAGGGGAUAUCCCAAACAGCCUGUGGCAAAUGCUCACUACUGGUAUUACAUGUUGGAGCUGAGUUUCUAUUUGUCCCUGCUGCUAAGCGUCUCUGUGGACGUCAAGCGAAAAGAUUUCAAAGAGCAGGUGGUGCAUCACAUUGCCACUAUAUUUCUUAUCUGUUUCUCCUACUGCGCCAACUAUGUGAGGGUUGGUACACUGGUGAUGCUGGUACAUGAUUCAUCCGACUUCCUGCUCGAGUCUGCCAAGAUGUUACACUACGCCGUGAUGACCAGGAUAUGCGAUUCACUGUUUGUCAUAUUUGCUGUGGUCUUCCUGGUUACAAGACUUGUGGUGUUUCCUUGCAGAAUUGUCCACACCACAAUGGUGGUAUCCAUGGAGUUCUUUGAGCCUUUCUUUGGUUAUUAUUUCUUCAACGUACUGCUGUUAGUGCUGCAAGCUCUGCAUAUCUUCUGGGCGUACCUCAUUCUGCGCAUGGUCUACAAGUUUGUCUUCAAAGGAGUGGUGGAGCGAGAUGUGCGAAGCGAUGAGGAGAGUGAGGGGGAUGAACAAGAAGAGGAACCUGAGCGUGAGCGCAACUCUGCGGAAAGGAAGGAGACAAUCAACUCCAAACGGACAUCUCUGGCCAACAACUGUGUCUUAAACAACCUGACCAACCAGAGGAAUCUAAACAGCAGACUGCAUGAGAUAAAAUGAGGAGUUAUUCUUACCGUGGAAAUGGAGAAUAAGAGACCACAUCCCACUGAUCCUCCUUCACCAUGUAUCUCUGAAUUCCUGCAUAGACAUCUCCAUUUUCAUCUAGACCACAUGCAACAUAAAUACACAUUCCCAGAGCAGCAGUGGCAGCCCUCUCCACUGCUCUGGCCAUGGGGCUCAACCCCUCCCACCCCUCCUCUGACCCCAGGAUUAACCUCUCUACAUCAGCCACAAGCCCUUCGUCCAUACUCCCACCCAGGACGUACAGAGUUGAAUCCAGCCCGAUGGAGCAGUGACUGUGUCUGGACUUCUGCAUGGCAGGGCCAUCCAGCCAGCGCUCAUUUUCACAGUCGUAUAUCUUGACCCAGUCCACACUGAACCACAGCACAUCCCUGAAGUAGCCGCCCGUCACAACCACAUUGUUGCCUAAAAAAAUGUAAAAAUACAUAAAAGUAAAUCCCAAAUAGAAAAAGUUGUCAGUCAUAUAUUGUAAUGUUUCAAUAAAUCAAAUAUUUUUUAUUAUGCCUUG
Molecule: messenger RNA, 1894 nt
Organism: Cyprinodon tularosa
Lineage: Eukaryota; Metazoa; Chordata; Actinopteri; Cyprinodontiformes; Cyprinodontidae
Product: ceramide synthase 2-like
Exons: 12
Coding region: 151-1365 (404 amino acids)
Biological process (GO): ceramide biosynthetic process
Cellular component (GO): membrane
Molecular function (GO): DNA binding; sphingosine N-acyltransferase activity
Source: RefSeq, a predicted model, not a curated record